CUGCGCAAGAGUGACGGCGCGCGGGCGAGAGGGAGGGGGUGUUUUGGUUCUCGCCGCUCGCCGUCCUUCUCAGUCUCGGUCGUCGGAAAGCAUCUGGUUCCUGCCUCCCCUUCCUUCCCUUUUCAUUCCCUUUCCCAUCCCGCAUUCUCCCUCCCUCCCUCUCUCCCUCCCUCCUCCUUCCCUUCUACCCGCCUCUUUUAUCUGUUGCCGCCGCGGGUCCAGGCCAUUUUCCGGGCCGGGCGCACUGCAGCGCGCGGCCCCGGGCCCCAGUCUAUGACCCGCCGUCUUGCCUCCCCUCGCUUCCCCUGCCCCAUGUGGCUGCGGGGCCGCCGCGGCGCUGCCCACUAUGGCCCGGAAAGCAGUUAGCAGGAAGCGGAAAGCGCCUGCCUCGCCAGGAGCUGGGAGCGACGCUCAGGGCGCGCAGUUUGGCUGGGAUCACUCAGUUCACAAAAGGAAAAGACUCCCGCCGGUGAAGAGGUCCUUAGUGUACUACCUGAAGAACCGGGAAGUCAGGCUACAGAACGAAACCAGCUACUCUCGAGUGUUGCACGGUUAUGCAGCACAGCAACUGCCCAGUCUCCUGAAGGAGAGAGAAUUUCACCUUGGGACCCUCAAUAAAGUGUUUGCUUCUCAGUGGUUGAAUCAUAGGCAAGUGGUGUGUGGCACAAAAUGCAACACGCUUUUUGUAGUGGAUGUCCAGACAAGCCAGAUUACCAAGAUUCCCAUUCUCAAAGACAGGGAUCCUGGAGGAGUGACCCAACAGGGCUGUGGUAUCCAUGCAAUUGAGCUGAAUCCCUCUAGAACACUCUUGGCAACUGGUGGAGACAACCCUAACAGUCUUGCCAUCUAUCGACUGCCUACUCUAGAUCCUGUGUGUGUGGGUGAUGAUGGACACAAGGACUGGAUCUUUUCCAUUGCAUGGAUCAGCGAUACUAUGGCGGUGUCUGGUUCCCGUGAUGGUUCUAUGGGGCUCUGGGAGGUAACAGAGGAUGUGUUGACCAAAAGUGAUGCAAGACACAAUGUGUCACGGGUCCCUGUGUAUGCCCACAUCACUCACAAGGCCUUAAAGGACAUCCCCAAAGAGGAUACCAAUCCUGACAACUGCAAGGUCCGGGCUCUGGCCUUCAACAGCAAGAACAAGGAAUUGGGAGCAGUAUCUCUGGAUGGCUACUUUCAUCUCUGGAAAGCUGAAAAUACAUUGUCUAAGCUCCUGUCCACCAAACUGCCAUAUUGCCGUGAGAAUGUAUGUCUGGCCUAUGGUAGUGAAUGGUCAGUUUAUGCCGUGGGCUCUCAAGCUCAUGUCUCUUUCUUGGAUCCACGACAGCCAUCAUACAAUGUCAAGUCGGUCUGCUCCAGGGAGCGAGGCAGUGGGAUCCGGUCAGUGAGUUUUUAUGAACACAUCAUCACUGUGGGCACAGGGCAGGGCUCCCUGCUGUUCUAUGAUAUCCGAGCUCAGAGAUUUCUGGAAGAGAGGCAUUCAGCUUGCUAUGGGUCCAAGCCCAGACUAGCAGGGGAGAAUCUGAAACUAACCACUGGCAAAGGCUGGCUGAAUCAUGAUGAAACCUGGAGGAAUUACUUUUCGGACAUUGAUUUCUUCCCCAAUGCUGUUUACACCCACUGCUACGACUCGUCGGGAACGAAACUCUUUGUGGCAGGAGGUCCCCUCCCUUCAGGGCUCCAUGGAAACUAUGCUGGGCUCUGGAGUUAAUGACACCUAACUUUCUUCCAAAAUGCAGAUUUACACUAACUUCUACCCUCAGUUUCUUUGUUUUGUCUUUUAAUUUUCCCCAAGUGUGUAGGGCUUUCCAAUUUUAGUGGGAACAACCUGUUUGCCCAUGGUGUAGGCAAUUAAUAGGAAGAAGCUCCCUCCCCCCCUUGGGCUUUUGUUGUUUAUAUUUGUUUUCCCUUUCAGUAAUCAGAAUUUUACUGUAGUAGUUCUUCCUGGUUUCUCAAACAUUUUGAGUCCUUAGUUGUUUUUUUCUUUAAGUGACACACACUCUCCCCUCUCUGGCUUCUUCAGGCUGAAAUGACCUAGUCAUUCUCACCCUUACUUCACUCUUGAGAGGUAGGGCUCCUUUAUAAAUUAUGUGGUAGCUGUCAGACUUUCUGUGAAAGUUUGGGAGCCUUGUGUGUGUGCGCGCGCGUGUGUGUGUGUGAACUUGUGUGCCUGUGGUACUGUGUCACUGAGAUUACCUGGAGUGAGGAUUACUUGUAAUUAAAGUAUUUAUAAAAGAAACAACUUUAUUCAGAGUCCAGCUUUGGGACUAGCCUGUAUCUUGUUUUUUAAAGUCUAACAUGAUUAUAGGAAGUAGAAACAAAGAGAAACAAAUUCACCACCAGGAACACCUUUGAGUUAGAUUGCAGGCUGCUGGAGCCUUCUGUGCCAGGACUCCAAAGUGAUCCAGCACUACCUGUCUUCCCACCCCCGUGUCCCCCAAGUGAGAACACCUGUGUGUGGCUCUGGAGCCUUCCAAGGCUUCAUAGGACUAGGUAAAGAGAAUCGCCUUCCAACCUCCCUCCCCUUAGGGCUCCAUCUGGCAUCUCGUGGCCCUGGGGCUGGAGGUGUCAAAUCUGCUAAGAUCCCUAUAUGAGUGUCUUUGGCUUUGCUGUUUCCAGUCUCCCUGUGUUUUUUAAAUUGGGCUCUUUCCAGGAUGGUGUAGUCAUGAGGGGUUUUUCUGUGUAUAGUGAGUGCUUCACGUGUGGAGUAUUUGUUUGCUCAGUGCAGUGAGGUUUAGGAUUGAAGCCACCUGUCCUCCUUGCUGUUGGCUCAUCCCUGGGAUGGUGACGAGGUGGCUUGUAGCAAGCAUCAUCGUGCAUGUAACAGCAUAGAUAUGUUUAGUAAAUUUGCCUGUUCUGCCUUUGAACUGUGUUUAGUCUGAGGUUUUUAAACUUACAGGUAACUGACUGUACUAUCCAGUUGUUCCCUGCUUUUUAAAUGCAUCAUGUCAAAAGUGACACCUUUUCCCACCCACAGUCCUCUAAGCACAUGUGGUGCUUACUCAUCAGUAUCCCAUCCUGGGGAAAGGAAGUCAUAGUCCUGCACCCCAAUCUCUUAGUUGCUCUCCCAACUAUCCCCAGUUUCUCUGAGUAUAAGAGAGUCCCCUUCUUAUAAUGACGGGAGUGCUGGGAAAGGAAAUUUCAAGCCCACCCUAACUUGGCAUAUGCACAGGUUCUGGAAGUCUCGUCUUCUAACCUAGAGAAAUAGGUGCUAUAAACAGGAAAUUAAGCAAAAUGCUGGAUGCUAUAAAUCUUUUGUCUUAAUUUUUUUCUAUUCAACUACAGGCUGUAGAUUUCUUAGUUCUCACAGAACUUCUAUCAUUUUAAACUGACUUGUAUAUUAAAAGGAAAAAAAAAAUUUAAGUAGGCUGUUUUGUACUGUCUGCCAGACCCUCUUCUGUGAUGGGUAAUGUUUGAUUGUUUGAGAUUUUCUGUUUUUAAAAAUGUAGCACUUGACUUUUUGCCAAGGAAAAUAAAUAUUAUUCCAGUGCA
Jaculus jaculus (lesser Egyptian jerboa) is the source of this 3489-nucleotide messenger RNA. RefSeq names its product DDB1 and CUL4 associated factor 12 (gene Dcaf12). The coding region runs from base 347 to 1708 and encodes 453 amino acids. Gene Ontology annotation, molecular function: protein binding. The transcript is spliced from 9 exons. Lineage: Eukaryota; Metazoa; Chordata; Mammalia; Rodentia; Dipodidae. The record is from RefSeq and is a predicted model, not a curated record. Gene Ontology annotation, cellular component: Cul4-RING E3 ubiquitin ligase complex.